CUUGACAGCGCACUAAGUCAUAACGAGCAAUGGCACUCUUUGUUAAGUAAAGUGGUGAGGGAUCUCGCUCCUAAACAAGACUAAUGUUAUUAAAAGCUCAUUACCGCCACACUGCUGAUAUUUCUCAUUGUCGAUCACAGUAACUGCUGGUAGUUGACUGCACGACUACUUAUUCUGUAGUUAGCUAAUUCUAGCGUGUUAGCUGCUGGGACAACAGCUGCAGUUGGAGAGGAUGUCGCUUCACGGAAAAAGGAAAGAAAUCUACAAAUACGACGCGCCAUGGACUGUUUAUGCGAUGAGCUGGAGCAUCCGGCCAGACAAACGCUUUCGGCUAGCACUCGGGAGUUUUGUGGAGGAGUACAACAACAAGGUUCAGCUGGUGGGUCUGGAAGAGGAGAGCUCAGAGUUUGUCUGCAGGAACACUUUUGACCAUCCUUACCCCACCACCAAGAUCAUGUGGAUCCCAGACACCAAGGGGGUGUACCCAGAUCUGCUGGCCACAAGUGGGGACUACCUGCGCAUUUGGAGGGUCAGCGACACUGAAACACGUCUCGAAUGUUUGCUGAAUAACAACAAGAACUCUGACUUCUGUGCUCCCCUCACAUCCUUUGACUGGAAUGAAGUUGAUCCUAAUCUGCUAGGUACGUCCAGCAUUGACACCACCUGCACUAUCUGGGGACUGGAGACUGGUCAGGUAUUGGGACGAGUAAACCUGGUCUCUGGACAUGUGAAGACGCAGCUCAUCGCUCAUGACAAAGAGGUGUAUGACAUUGCGUUCAGUCGUGCAGGAGGGGGCAGAGAUAUGUUUGCCUCUGUGGGAGCCGACGGAUCCGUCCGCAUGUUUGACCUCCGGCACCUGGAGCACAGCACCAUCAUCUACGAAGACCCCCAGCACCACCCACUGCUCCGCCUCUGCUGGAACAAGCAGGACCCCAACUACUUGGCCACUAUGGCCAUGGACGGCAUGGAGGUGGUCAUCCUGGAUGUGCGUGUGCCGUGCACUCCCGUGGCUCGGCUGAACAACCAUCGAGCUUGUGUCAAUGGCAUCGCCUGGGCCCCUCACUCAUCAUGUCACAUCUGCACGGCAGCUGACGACCAUCAGGCUCUGAUCUGGGACAUUCAGCAGAUGCCCCGCGCCAUCGAUGAUCCCAUCCUGGCCUACACGGCUGAAGGGGAGAUCAACAACGUGCAGUGGGCGUGCACGCAGCCGGACUGGAUCGCCAUCUGCUACAACAACUGCCUGGAGAUCCUGCGUGUGUAACAGCCAAGGACACUUGGACGAAGGAGAGACACUCCUUCUUGUUUAAUAUUUAAGAAUUUGUAGUCCUCGUACUAUUACUUUGAAGAAAAGGCCGAGGUCACGAGUGAACUUUUUGAACAUGUUUGGAGUAUCACACACACACCUACCCACAAUAAUCUGGAUGACAUAUUGUCGCACUGCUCUUCUAUUUAACGGGUUUAAGCUCUUAUUUAUUUUUGUUCACAAGAUAGAGUUCAGAAUAUCUGAACUCUUGAGUAGUUGCCUAUGAAAUUAAGAUUUUAUAUAUUUCUUGGUGUGAUUUCAACCCACUUUGAGAUUAUCUUGAAGGGUUUAAAUAUUGUGAGUCACAUCUGUUGAUAAAACUACUGGAGGCAGAAAAUGGCCUCUCCAAUACGUAGGAAUAUAUCGUAGCCUUGUGGUGGACUCACAAAUUGCUGAUUCAAAAAUCAAUAUAUUUUGUUCACCCCUGUACAUUUUUCAAAUGGGUGUAUGUCAAGUAUCCUCCCUCAAAAUGAUUUUAUAAACUGUAAAAUAACCUGAGAGGGAUUCUUAUUGUCACUGCAGUGGUAUCUGUCAUGAUACAGUGUGCUUUAGUUUGGCCAUGGACAGCAACAAUCAGAAACUAGCAGAGCCAUGUCGUUCAGCCUUUUUACUCUCCCUACUUUAUCUUUUCUUCUUUAUUUAUAGAAGAUUCUGCUUUGAAAGCUGCAUUUUCUUUGUGUUUUGGAAUGGAUGAGUGUGAAACAACUUUGAGUCUUUUUCUCUAUUUGUUGUAUUCAAUAAUCAAAGGGUCAUGUCCUUGUAGCAUGCCAUUACAAGGCACAAAUGUACAUACAUAUAAUAUAUCAACUCAAGAUGUUGGUAGGACAAGUGUUCAUGUGGUAGCUUUUUCAAAAAGUUUAUUAUUGAAUUUGCUCUAAUAAAUUGUAUUCCUCCAAACGUGA
Gymnodraco acuticeps is the source of this 2205-nucleotide messenger RNA. RefSeq names its product ddb1 and cul4 associated factor 7 (gene dcaf7). Gene Ontology annotation, molecular function: protein binding. The transcript has 7 exons. NCBI's taxonomy places the organism in Eukaryota, Metazoa, Chordata, Actinopteri, Perciformes, Bathydraconidae. The coding region runs from base 233 to 1261 and encodes 342 amino acids. The record is from RefSeq and is a predicted model, not a curated record. Gene Ontology annotation, cellular component: nucleus.